UGCAUUAUGGAAAUUAAAUGACGUCAUGUCUCCAUACGCUGCCAUCUCACGGCACAUUCUAAAAUCAGCUUUAUAACUGAGCGUGCCAUCAUUUCAACUGACGUAUCGCUGAGGAAGCGGAUAAAACUACCAAUAAACGAGUGCGGAACGGAGGACGCAGACAAAUCCAUCAGACAGCCAGGGAAGCCUAGCCGAACGCAGCGGGAGUCGGCGACGCGUUAUCAGCGGCGGCUUCCCUUAUCACCCGCCGCGGCUCUUGGCCCACGGCUCGAACGGCAGCGGAGAGCGACGGAUUCCUCCUUAGAUACUGGCAUUGGGACGGGCCUGGAGACUGCUGAGCAGACAACAGAAGAAGCAUUGAUAAUGCUGUGUGUAGGCCAUGUAUGUGUGGACAUGAUUAACGUAUGUUCAUCAUAUCCAGAAGAAGACGGCAAAGUAGGAACUACAACAAAAUUAAACAGGAAAUACUGUGUGUUGGUCUCUGCUGCCUUGACAUCAUUAGCCAGCUACCUCAUUUCCCAAAGGAAGACACAGACCAAAGGUGUCAUGACCAGCGAUGGCAACGAGGAGGAAAUGCAGCUAACAACUGUACUGUUUUAGGGUUGCUUGGAGCAAAGCCAUCUUUUUUGGGGACCAUUGCUGAGUCUCAUGAAAAAGUGUUCCUUCUCGAUGAUUUUGCAAAGUAUAAUGUGGACACAAAAUUUGUUGUGGUGCAUGAGGAUUGUGAUUGCCCUGCUUCAUGUGUCAUUCUCAGCAUGGAAACUGGAUCUAGAACUAUAAUUCACUCUAAUAAGAACCUACCUGAACUUACUGUUGAAGACUUCUGCAAAGUCAAUCUUUCUGCUUUUAAGUGGGUUCAUUUUGAGGGCCGUAAUGUUUCAAAUGUAGUUGGUAUGAUUGAAGUUGUUCGAAAGCACAAUGAAAAUCAUAGAGAUGUUCAGCCCAUCAUCAUCUCUGUUGAACUGGAGAAGGCCAAACCUGAACUCAGCAGCCUCAUACCAAAAGCUGACGUAAUCUUUGUGUCCAAAGACUAUGCUCAAUUCCAAGGAUAUACUGAUAUGGCAGAGACAAUUGAUAAAAUUCAUAUUGAGACAAGGCCAGGAUCUUUGGUGAUAUGCCCUUGGGGAGAGAAAGGUGCUAGUGCUAGACUGAAAGAAGGUAAAAUAGUGUCCAGCCAGGCUUUCCCCCCAGAACACGUGGUGGAUACAUUAGGAGCUGGUGACACCUUCAUUGCAGCAACUAUAUUUGCAUUGGCCCAAGGACACAAGCCAGAAGAUAGCAUACUGUUUGGGUGCCGUGUAGCAGGGACCAAAGUUGGAGUUCGAGGGUGGGAACCCCUGAGGCAUCUAUUCAAGAGCUGUGACCUCCUGCCAGCUAUUGUAGACUCAGGCAGCAGGAGGGAUGUUGUUAUGAAUACCACCUGAUACUGGGAAUUCCUUCCAGACAGUAGCAUGGGAGCUAAUGUGGAGGGAGUUGUGUGUGCUGCUUGGGUAUAUUUGUUGGUGCUUUUAGUAAUUUGGCAAUUAUUCUUCUCUGAUCAUGAUGAUGAGGAAGAAUGGCUUUGAUGGUAUCAAUAUUUAGAUUCUCAUUUAUUUUCACAUUACAGUAAAGUAUGUGUUCUUUAUGACUCUACAGUGUAAUCUGUCAAUCAACAUUUGUUAGAUGAGGGUGUACUACCAGGUUAAAAUCUAAUAUAUAUAUAUAUUUUUUCCACCAAUGUCUUUUUUUUUGUGGAAGGAGCCCACCUAUAAUUUAGGUUUUUAGAGUACGGUCUCAUUAAUUUUCUUUGAUAUGAUUUUUUUUGGUCUUAUUAAGAAUUUUUACAUGUUUCAGGUGAUUAAGAAAAAAAAAUCUAAUAAUUGGAUUAUAUUACAUAAUUAGAAUUUUAUAUCCCUCUAAUGGUCUUGGUAUUCAGCUUCUGGGGCAUAGUUAAGGAGGAGGAAAAUAGUACAUUCAUACAUAAUGUAAAUAUACAUAUUGUUUCUUCAAGAAACUAAGAUAUGUAUAUUUUUGUAUACUAGAGGAAUCAGAAACAUUUUAUGUCUGGAAUACCUUUUUGUUGUAAGGAAACACAGUAUCCACAUACUUAGAAAAAUAGCUGGAAUCACAGCAUUUAUAUAUGCAGAGUUCAACUUAGGAGUGGAUAUGCUGACCACAGAUAAUAUUGGUGUUUUAAAAAUUAUUUACAUUGAUGGUUCUUUGUUUGUGUAAAUAUAGAGUGACAGGUGAAGAUGUAAAGCUACAUUUGCAUGGUCACAUUUGGUAUUACAUAAAGCUGUUACUAGUGCUUCAUGUGUGCUAGUAACAAAGUAGUGCAAUUACAAUGUAUAUUGAACCACAGCUAAAUGCAGCAAAUGUAUAUAUAUCAGUGAAGCUUGAAAUUUCUGAGGUUUACUUAGAGGAUAUGUUAAUAUUGCCUAUAGAAAUUCUCUGCAAAUAUUGUUUAUUACAAGUUAUUGCCUACCUCAGUCUGUAUGGACAGAUUACUUAGUAUAUUUAAGAGUGGUCUUGGACAAGGCCUUUGUAUAGAGUUCUGAAGCAUGUAUUGAACAGCUAAAUAGUAUAAAUUUUGUUGGUUAUAAUAGGAUGGUUUUGAAAUAAUGUUCAUGAUGUACAACUUUUGUGUCUGACUUUAAAUCCCUCACUGAGCUUCAACCACAGGCAAUGUGAAGCAGCACUGACUAGAGGAUGUGGACUAAAGAUAUGCAGUAUCAAUGCAAAAUUUACCAGAAAGUUUAUCAGUUCUUACCUACUUGUUUCAAUAGGGAGAAGAGUUAAGCUCAGAUGGUCCAUUCUGCAAUAUUUAAUUUAUCAUACAACUUUUUAAUUGAUGCACAUUUUUGGCACAUAUAACAUUAUUUGGAAGAUUGUUCCAUGUUUCACUAGUUCUGUUUGGGAAACUGAACUUCUUGACGUUUCCUCUUUUUACUUUCAACUGUGUCUCAUCCAUCUUGUGUUCAAAAUUACAAUUUUUUUUGUCUAAUUUCACCUUUCCUCUAAUACAGCUGAACAUCAUUAUCA
This is a messenger RNA of Penaeus indicus, 3021 nucleotides long. RefSeq names its product ketohexokinase-like. Lineage: Eukaryota; Metazoa; Arthropoda; Malacostraca; Decapoda; Penaeidae. The record is from RefSeq and is a predicted model, not a curated record. The coding region runs from base 405 to 1424 and encodes 339 amino acids. The transcript is spliced from 7 exons. Gene Ontology annotation, molecular function: ketohexokinase activity. Gene Ontology annotation, biological process: fructose metabolic process.